Messenger RNA from Ambispora leptoticha, 1956 nucleotides. The record is from the annotation of a GenBank genome assembly. Lineage: Eukaryota; Fungi; Glomeromycota; Glomeromycetes; Archaeosporales; Ambisporaceae.
AUGGCAGAAAGCACUGUUCAUCCAAUGGUAGCUCCACAAAUGGAGCGAAUGAUUUGGCACUCGCUUGACAAUUACCUGUUCAGAAACGCGACUUUCUUAGCUGAGAGGCUAUACGCAUUUGACAAAGAAAAUGAAAACGCGCUAUAUCUGUUAGCCACUUGUCAUUAUCGUAGUGGAAACCGAAAAAAUGCUUACAAGCUACUGGAAGGGUUACGUUCACCAAAAUGUGUUUAUCUUUUCGCAAAAUGUUGUCUAGAAUUAGAUAAAGCUGAAGUGGGCAGAGAGAAAUUAUUAUUGAUACUGCCUGAAGUUGAAGGUCACAAUAGUUUGGAUAUCCCGGGUGAUCCUUUCAGAUGUGACAAACCAGACGAAUCAGUCGUCUUAUGUUUGUUAGGGGCUUUAUGCAGAAAGACAAGGAACAUUGAUGAAGCCGCGCAAUACUAUAUGGCUUGUUUAAAAAAGAAUCCAUUUAUGUGGGAAGCCUUUGAGGCGCUUUGUCAAUUAGGGAAAUCAUCUCAAAUUGAUUUACAAGAAAUAUUUCAACCACCCAAUGAUAAAUCAACACCAAGAAUUCCUUGUACAGAUAUACUACGUCCACAAUUCAUAACAUCAAAAGCACUUUCAAGACCGGAACGAGGGAAUCAUGCAGCGAUUCCAAGGCGAAGUUCAAGGAUUUCAUCAAAUAAGUCACCGACAGCAAUUCAAUCACAAUUAACAGAUACCAGGGAAAAGAAACGAACACGUAUCAUGAACGAAGAGAAAACUGCUAAUAAUACUAAUGUGAUAUCGAUUGAUGACGAAAACAAAAGAUCAAGAGCAAACAUUCACUCAAAUAAACAUGCGACGGAUUUCGAGAAUGAAGGUAAAGGAAUAGAAGACACGAAAGAAGACCAACAUAUUAAAUUUAAUAAUACCUCAGAUGAUGAUCGUAGAGUAGCACGAAUUGAAAUAUUGGACUUGUUAAAAAAAUGUGCGCGAGGUCUUUCGUAUAUCAGUGAGUUUGAGUGUCACAAAGCAAUAACCGCUUUCGCAGAACUACCUAAAGUUCAAUAUGAAACGUCGUGGGUUUAUGCUCAACUUGGCAAAGCUCACUUUGAACUGGUCGAUUAUCCAAGAGCUGAACAUUGUUUUCAAUGGGUACGAAAUCUUGAGCCUUUUCGAAUGGAAGAUAUGGAAAUAUAUUCUACAGCACUUUGGCACAUGCGCAAAGAUGUCGCUCUGAGCGCUCUAGCACACGAACUUGUAGAGUAUGAUCGUCGGUCACCACAGGCAUGGUGUGCAGUCGGCAAUUGUUUUAGUCGUCAGCAAGAACAGGAUAUGGCGUUAAAAUGUUUUCAACGUGCAAUACAAUUGGAUCCAUCGUUCACAUAUGCACAUACUUUGUCGGGUCAUGAGUGUAUGGCGAAUGGAAAUUUCGAAAAAGCACAAGAACAUUUUCGGAAUGCCAUUAACACAAAUCGACGUCAUUAUAAUGCUUGGUAUGGAUUAGCCAAUUACUAUGCAACUUGCGGUAAAAAGCAAUCUGCUGAGCGUCAUUAUCGAGCAGCCCUGGACAUUAAUCCUAAUCAUGCAGUUCUUAUAUGUUGUCUGGGAAAAGUAUUAGAAAAAAUGAAUAGAUUUCCAGAAGCCCGCGCUCUGUAUGAUCGUGCAUGUGAAGUAACACCUAAUACACCCCUUGCUAAAUUCAAAAAAGCCAAAUCAUUAUUCCGAGAGCACGAGUAUCAGGCGGCUAUUAAGGAACUAGAUGCACUCAAAACCACAGUUCCCAAAGAGCCUAAAGUCUAUUUCCUACUAGGGAAAAUCUACAAAGCACUCGGUGACCGGUAUAAUUCCACGCAAAACUUUACGCACGCAUUGCAGCUAGACAACAAAAUGGCACAUGUUAUAAAGAGUGCGAUGGAGAAACUCGAUCCUGAUUUAAGUAAUGAUUCAAGUAUGGCGUUGUCAAAUACUUGA